AUGUAUUGGAAAUCAGUCCUCACUUCGUCUUUGAUCUCUGCAGCACUCCUACCUGUGACCGACGCAAGCUCUAUUGGUGGCUUAGUCAAUACGACAAGCGGCUUGGUCCAGGGUCAUGCUUCUUCUCUCCGUCCUGAGGUCUCGGAGUACCUUGGAAUCAGAUAUGCGAAGCCUCCGAAGGGUGACCUUCGCUUUGCGGCUCCUGUCCCGGUGGACAAGAGACCUGGUAUCUUCAAUGCUUCCGCAUUCAGCCCGUGA
Messenger RNA from Aspergillus calidoustus, 258 nucleotides. NCBI's taxonomy places the organism in Eukaryota, Fungi, Ascomycota, Eurotiomycetes, Eurotiales, Aspergillaceae. The record is from the annotation of a GenBank genome assembly.